AUGGAUGUAAUUAAACUAAGUGAUGAUGUAAUUGAACAAAUAAAAGACUUUGAUGAGUAUCGGAAAUUGACUGAAGAGCAACAAUCGUUAAUUGAUAAACUAAUAACAGACAAAGAAUUAAAAGAACAUUAUAAAGCAAAUGGUUUAUGUAAAAAAUGUAAGCAGCCUAAUACUAGUCUUUGGUGUUAUUGCCCAUGUAAUUUACAAAAUUUUAAACAAAAUUUCAAAAAUUGGACAAGUGGAAAUCACGACAUUGAUGAAUUUAUUCAAAAAGAACAAUUAAAAGCUGAAGAUAUGUUCCAUAUCAUAGAGUGGAUUGAAUAUAAUAAAUUUGAAGAUGUUGAAUAUUUAGCAAAAGGGGGAUUUGGAACUACUUUUAAAGCAGUUUGGAAGGAUGGUCCUUGGAAAUUAAAUUUUGGCAAUAAACAAUGGGAACGAAAAGUUGAUACAAAAGUCGCUUUAAAAUGCUUACAUAAUUCACAAGAUAUUACAGCAGAUUUUUUAAAAGAAGUUGAAUCAAAUAUUUUAGUAUGUAAUCGUUCUUGGAUAGUUCGUUGUUUUGGUAUUACCAAAGAUCCAAAAACAAAUAAUUUUAUGAUGGUAAUGGAAUUAAAAAAUGGUAGUUUAAGACAACAUUUAAAUAACAACUUCAUUUCGUUGAAUUGGGAACAAAAGUUGUCUAGUAUAGUUAAAAUUGCAUUGGGUCUUAAUGAAAUUCAUGAUAAAGGAUUAAUGCAUCAUGAUUUUCAUUGUGGGAAUAUAUUAAGCGAUUUUGUUAAAGAUGCUUAUAUUACUGAUUUGGGAUUAUGUCAACCAGCAAAUUUCAAAUCCCCUCAAAAUAGUAAUAAAGAAAUAUAUGGAGUAUUACCUUAUGUAGCUCCUGAAGUUUUAAAAGGAAAAGAAUAUACUCAAGCAAGUGAUAUUUAUGGAUAUGGAAUUAUUGCAUACGAAAUUUGUACAGGUUUCCCUCCUUAUUACGAUAUGGCUCAUGAUGAAUUCUUAGCAAUGAAAAUUUGUAACGGGUUGAGGCCAAAAUCUGAUUAUAAAAUUCCGAAAUUAAAUUUUGACAUUAUUAAUCAAUGUUGGGAUGCUGACCCUUUAAAACGACCUAAUGCAGUUGAAUCACAUAAGUUAUUUUAUAAUUUAUGGGUUGAUAUGCUAAAUAAAAAAGUGGAUUCUGUAAUUUAUAAGCAAGUUAAAGAAACAGAUGAAAUUAAUAAGAAGUUAUCUUUUUCAUCACCUUUAAUAUCUAGUGAUACUAGUAUAUCAUAUGUGACACAUCCUCAAGCAGUUUAUACAAGUAAACUUUUAGAUUUUAAGAAUCUUCCAGAACCAAAAAAUGCUGAUGAUAAUGAUGAUUUACAUGGAAUAGAAUAUUCAGAUUCUUUAAAAAUGGAUUUUACUAAACUUAAUAUUAAUUCUAAAGAUGAAAAUAAUUAA
Molecule: messenger RNA, 1440 nt
Organism: Rhizophagus irregularis DAOM 181602=DAOM 197198
Lineage: Eukaryota; Fungi; Glomeromycota; Glomeromycetes; Glomerales; Glomeraceae
Source: RefSeq, a predicted model, not a curated record